CUAUUACUUGGUAGUUUUCAAAACGUUUUCGGUGAUUCCGUUUAUGGUGUGAAUGCUGUGAUUGAGAGUGGUACAAUGUGAUUCAAAUAUGUAUAUUUUCCCGUUUAACAUGAGGCUUACACGGAUUUUUAUAAAAGAUGCAAGUCUUACCGAUUCGUUAGGUGUACUUUAUAUUUUACAAAAAAAUCACUAUUUAAGGCCAUCCCUACGUGCUCGUCAUCAUUUGAAGAACUUGAGGGUAGGAUGGGGUAAUCUUCAUCUCUUGUGACAAAAUCAUACUCGGGAACCACUCUGUGAAUAUGUGUAUUCUGGAGAAAUGAGGCAGUACAUCACAUCAUCUGACUACAUUAAUAACACGUCCCCUAGAAUGUGGUAUAGUGAUUAUCAUUUUACCAAGCUCAAUCAAAAUAUAGAAACAAGUGAUCUUCGCGUUAACGGUCCACGAUCUGCAAUGCAAAAAAACUUGUUUACGUCGUAGGAUGUUUGUAGGCGUAAUGUGCCUGAGCUGUCGGCGUCUUUGGACGGCCGUGCAAGCGUUGUGGAGCACCCUGUACGUGACUUCUGGUGGCGCCCUCCUUACGGCCGGCGUCUUUUUCGUCAUUUCAUUACCAGAUCAGCUGUACCUUUACGGCACGCUUUGUGCCGGAGCCUGGACCAUCAUUAUGGGGAUAGCUGGUGGGAUGGUCGCGUGCAUGAGUGUCUUCUCACCCAAAAGGCAAGAAAUCCUGCUCUACUUCGCAGUUUCAACCCUAAUAGUGAACUGCAUCAACCUCACCCUAAUAGAGUACUGGUUAUACGUUAUUGGUUUAUCCAGCCAAAUACUGGGAGAGUUUACCAAUGACCUGCUUAUAGAAUAUGCCUGUUUCGUUACCAGAAUAGCAACAGCCGUGGUUUUGGUGGUGGCCUUCCUGGACAGUCAGUUUUCUUUCUGUUCUAUGCAGUCUGCACCGAAGCCACAACGAACGAAGAAGCUCAGAAGGUCCAACGAACAAGUUUCAGAUAUUGAGUACAUUAUACCAAGGCCGAAAAAUUCGAAACCAAGUCCACAAGCACCAUACGACGCAUACGCACAAAGCUGGGUGUUCGACGCGGAAAACAACCCUAGCUGCUCCAACUCCAAGGACCACAGUGGGUACUUCAGGGUGGUGCAGAAUGGUACCCCGAAAAAGCCGGCCUCUGGAGGUGGCAGGUCCACCCGAGGAAUGCAGAACGGAAUUGUAAAAGAAACGAGCCACCUUAUCGACAACCCAGUGGUGCAAAUCGAGGAGGCUUCGGAUGACAGCAACAGUGGACGCAGCGACCGCAAGCUCUGCUAUAUGAAGAGUUUCUCCAGGUCCCAGUCGCCUGUCGCAUUAUCGGCCAGCUCGUCCCAAGUCAGUCUGGAUGCUCCGCCCCCGGUCGAGGUUGCCACGUCGGUGGUCAACCCUCCUGCCAUCUACCAAUGCUUGGAGAAGCUUACCGAGCCUACCAUUUAUAGAACUAGGUUAAACACAGCGCUAAGCAGUAAAGAAGAAGAGUAUUAUCAAGCGCCUCAAGCUGUAGUGAUGCGCAAGGUGGAAGCUACAAGUCCUAGGGUAGAAAAAGUACAAUAUGCUUCCUUGAUGAAGGAGUUGCAGAAAGCCAUUAUUAGUAAGAAAGAUCCCCCCAGUAUCACAUCACCACAAAGUAAUGCCAGCGAUAGUGAUAAAACGCACACGACGUCAAAAAGCAGUAGCCGGUCGGACGGACAGAAGAGUAGCGACGCGGACUUUUCCAAGGAGUUAGAAGCAGCGUUACAGCUGAUCCAGGACCUGGAGAGCCCAAACACGGUGGAAACGCCAUCAGACGCGGCCAAAUCACCUAUGGCGCCCACUGGUGGAGCCGCUUUGACAGUCUGGAGAGGCAGUGACGUGAGUGAAAGCAGCGACAAGACGCUUAGUGCUGUGGGGUCUUUAGCUGAGAUUACGUCACCGAUGAGUGACGGACAGCCUGCUGCGAUGGCGGAGUUGCUUAAGGUGCACCAACAGACGGAAGUCAAGGGAAUUGUUACACUUCCAACAGGUUGGCAACCUUGGAACCGCGGCAGCAUCCCCAUCCACUACCCAGACUCCCAGAGCACAUCCGGUUACAGUUCACCCACCCAAGGCCCUACUCCCAACUGGUCCACAACCUCCAGCGUGAGUGGGAGCAAUCCCGAGCUGAAACCCACGUCCUACUCAAUCCGAAACACCGACUCCUCAACUGUCAUUUCACUGUAUUCCUCCACGCCUGUCGCGACGAAAAGCAAGUCGGUCACCCUGGUCAAAAUCACAUCGGAUGAAGGGGUGCCGAACCCUACCCUUACUACGUUUCGACCACCGGCUCCCAAAGCGGUCGAACCACCUCAUAGCAACUGGAAACUGAACUCGUUGCUUAGAAAGAAGAAACAUGUUGGGUUGCCGCCAGAGCUGGAAAGCGCGAUUAUUAAGUCGGAAAGUUUGGCGUAUCUAACGGAUUUGGAAUUAUUGGCAAGGCAUCAACGUAAUCAAGAGAUGCAGAGGGAAAUCGAGAAAAAGGUAGUGCAACAACUGGGAGUACCAAGGGCUGCAAGGACUGAAUCUAAUUGUUAAAAUUAUUAGUAAAUUUUUAAAUAAACCAAACCCUCUUUGCUGCUAGUCAGCAUACGUCCAUCGUCUGAAUUUUUUCUAUGAUUAUAUUUUUCCAUCUAAAGGCAUUUGUAUAAUUCUUUAUGUACAUACUGUUGUUAUAGUGAUAUAGUUUAUACCGCAAGUCUAUUGUAAAUAUAUUUAAGUCUCGAGUUCUUUUUAUAAAUAUUUCCCCUAUACA
Acanthoscelides obtectus is the source of this 2805-nucleotide messenger RNA. The record is from the annotation of a GenBank genome assembly. Lineage: Eukaryota; Metazoa; Arthropoda; Insecta; Coleoptera; Chrysomelidae.